AUGGUGCUGCGGGCGGUGCGACUGGAGGUGGUGCCGGAAUACGGAGUCAAACGACGGCGUUCUUGCCGAGUUUUGGUGGCCCACAUGGUGCUGCGGAGUCAGAUCUCGGCGCGGCAUGUUCUGAACAAGGAGCUUCCCUGUUUCGCUGGUAAUCCAGAAGAGUGGCCUCUUUUUAUUGCGAGCUACGAGAGCUCCAGCAGGAUCUGUGGUUUCAGCGAUGAGGAGAACAUGCUGCGGCUUCAGCGGUGCCUAAAAGGGAGAGCUUUGGAAGCAGUGCGAUGGCGUUUGAUGCAUCCCCAGAAUUUGCCAGGAGUGAUCGAGUUGUUGAAAAACCUAUUCGGGAGACCCGAAGCUAUCGUCUUCUCGUUCAUCAAGAAGAUCCGGGAAUUGCCGCCACCGAAGGAGGAGAAGCUGCAGACGCUCAUAGACUUCGGCGUGGCUGUUCAAAACGUCUGUGCCACCAUUACUGCAUCCGGUUUGGACGACUACAUGUUCGACGUGUCUCUUCUCCAGGAGUUGAUUGGCAAACUUCCGACAUCCUAUAGCAUGAGCUGGGCGUUUCAUCGACAGGGAUUGCCAAGGGCAACGCUCUGGGAGUUCGGCGAAUGGCUGGGAAUGGUUGUUCAGGCGGCGAGCACUAUUACGUUGCCUUCAGUAAAUGCUCCAAAAGUUGAAAGACGUGGUAGAAAGGACGAUAACUUUAUCAACGUGCACUCGGAGACUUGCUGCUGCAUCGACGCUCCACCGAUGGAAUGUCCUAGUACUGCACCAAAGUCUAGGAGUUGCAUCGUGUGUCAAAAGGAUUGCAGCGGUCUCGAGAAAUGUCAGAAGUUCCUUGAUUGGGAUGUUGGAUCUCGCUGGACGGUGGUUAAGGAGCAGAAUUUGUGUAGGAAGUGCCUUCGAAAACACUAUGGAGCCUGCCAGGUGAAGGAGCCAUGCGGAAAGAAUGGGUGCACGUAUAAGCACAGCAGUUUGCUGCAUGACGACAAGCGGUAUAGUAAGCCGGCGAAUCCUGCGGAAAGCUGCAACAUGCAUUCCAAGGCAAUGCGGAGAGUCCUGUUCCGUUACGUUCCGGUGACUAUCUACGGUAGGGGAAAGCAGGUCAACACCUAUGCGUUUCUCGAUGAUGGAUCGUCUGCUACCUUGAUGGAGCACAGUCUGCUGAAGGAGUUGGGGUUGAAAGGCACUUCCUAUCCGCUGUGCCUCGACUGGACUGGUGGUCAAAGCCGCGAAGAAAACGAAUCGGUCGUACUAGCAGUGAAGAUUUCCGGAAUCAGCGGAGUGCCUGAUGUGUUCGAGAUGCCAGAGGUCCACACGGUUCGGGAUCUUUCUCUUCCGAAGCAGUCGGUGUCGAUACCAAAGAUGGUGGAGAAGUACAGCUAUCUCGCAGGUUUACCGCUGCAGUCAUACGAGAGUGCCUCUCCGCGAAUCCUUAUCGGAAUGAACAACUGCCGUCUAGGAAGCUCGUUGAGGAGCAUUGAAGGAGGUGAGAACGAGCCAAUGGUGUCCAAGACACGACUCGGCUGGAUACUGUACGGUCCCUGUUCAUCGGAGCCCGGUGCGAGGAAUUCUGAUUAUAGUGGCCACCACAGUUUCCACAUCCGCCCGUGCGUCAAGGAGGACGUAAAGGAACUGAAUGCAGCACUUAAGGAGUAUUUUUCGAUCGAGUCGCUGGGGAUUACCGGAGCGUCAAGGUCGAUGCUGUCGAAGGAUGAAGAGCGCGCUUUGAAGAUCCUGUCCACCGAAACGCGGCUGAUAGAAAACCGCUACGAGACCGGAUUAUUGUGGCGUUAUGACCAAAUAAACUUGCCGAGUAGCAGAGGAAUGGCCCUGAAGCGUCUGGACUGUCUACUAAAGCGGCUGAAGCGAGACCCUGAUCUAGCGGCCGCGAUGUCAGCGAAAAUGUCCGACUACGAGGAGAAGGGGUACAUUCGACGACUUUCCGCUCAGGAAAAGGCGGAGAAACAUUCGAACGACUGGUUCUUGCCGAUAUUUCCGGUUACGAAUCCAAACAAGCCAGGAAAGAUUCGCGUUGUAUUCGACGCAGCAGCCAAGGUCAACGGAGUUUCCCUCAAUUCGUAUCUGCUUACGGGUCCCGAUCAGCUAACGUCCCUUUUAUCAGUCCUCUUCAAGUUCCGGGAGUUCAGCGUUGCCGUCGUUGGAGACAUUCGAGAAAUGUUUUUCCAGGUCGCCAUGAAGAAGCAAGACCAGCGGAGCCAGAUGAUUCUGUGGACCAGUGGAAAUGAGAGCGGAGAUCCCGAGGUGUAUGUAUGA
Messenger RNA from Uranotaenia lowii, 2274 nucleotides. RefSeq lists its product as uncharacterized. The coding region runs from base 1 to 2274 and encodes 757 amino acids. The transcript is spliced from 2 exons. NCBI's taxonomy places the organism in Eukaryota, Metazoa, Arthropoda, Insecta, Diptera, Culicidae. The record is from RefSeq and is a predicted model, not a curated record.